Sclerotinia sclerotiorum 1980 UF-70 is the source of this 1938-nucleotide messenger RNA. RefSeq lists its product as hypothetical. Gene Ontology annotation, molecular function: actin binding. The transcript has 3 exons. The coding region runs from base 1 to 1938 and encodes 645 amino acids. The record is from RefSeq and is a predicted model, not a curated record. NCBI's taxonomy places the organism in Eukaryota, Fungi, Ascomycota, Leotiomycetes, Helotiales, Sclerotiniaceae.
AUGCCUUCGAUACUGUCGGAUGAUGAUAAAGAGACGGUCAAACGCAUGGUGCCAAAGGCCUCGAACAAAAUACAGGCUGUAGCGGUGGCCCGUCUAUACGUUGCUUACCCUGAUCGUCAUAAAUGGACCUACACUGGUUUACAGGGAGCAGCAGUGCUUGCGAACGAUCUUGUUGGAAAUACCUACUGGAUAAAACUCGUCGAUGUUUCAUCUGCGAAUAGAGGUGUUAUAUGGGAUCAGGAGAUAUAUGAUACAUGGUCAUAUAAUCAGGAUAGAACAUUCUUUCACACCUUCGAAACUGAAGAAUGUCUGGCUGGAUUGUCCUUCGUGGACGAGAAGGAAGCUAAAACGUUCAUGAAGAAAAUGAAUGAUCGGGAGAAGAAUGCUAGUAAAGCUACGAAAGCCAAUCCUUUUGGUGAUGCAGCUCCAGUUCAUAAACAUAGUCUCCUUGGAGGAAUCUUUAGUGGACACCGACAUUCUUCCGCUCCAUCGAUACAACCUACUCCUCCCGAUUCCCCAAGCUAUGUUCUUCCGCCCUCACAACCAGCGCAUCCACCACAAAACCACGGGCAUUCGGGUGGGAGCUUCAAGUCAGGGCAGCCUGAGUACGCAGCUUUGGAAGCGAUCGAUCCUCAUUGGCGAGAAACAUGGGGCGAGGACUUGAGGCAGAUGGGUAUUACAGACGAUAUGAUUAGAGAUAACCAAGAUUUUAUUGCCGAAUAUAUUCUAGACCAACAAUCUCAACAAGGCAUAACACCUGCGCCGAGUGGCAUUGAAAAUCAAAGAAAUAAAGCCCCUCCUCCACCGCCACCUCCCGCGGCCCCUCGAACACGUUCCGAUAGUCCUCAAAGUUCCACGGCCGGUCAAGGACGAGGGGCUCCACCUCCACCUCCUGCACCACGGCGAUCUAAAGCAGAUAUCCCUCGAGAACCAACACCUCCAAGAGAGCCUUCACCUCCCAGAGGACCACCACCCCCUAGAUUUGCAGCUCCACCACCAAUCGCUGAUGCUGGCAAGUUUGCGCAUACCAACGAUAGGGCGCCUUCUCGAGCACAUGCUUCUUCUAAUCCCGGGCCACCUCCACCGCCGAGGCCUGCGAAAACGCCUAUUGAAGAUUACGAGCCAGGUGAAUCAGGUUCGAGAUAUGGAGUCCCUCCCCCUUUCACUGGGACAAGAACAACAGCACCACCCCCUACUCCACAAAGAGGCCCCGUUCCGCCCCCACCUCCUAGAGAUAUCCAUCAAUCGAAUAGUGCCCAUGCUAUCCCGCCUGCACACAUUCCUCCUCCUCCUUUACCACCAAAAACUCCAGCAUCUCCGAGCGCACCGCCACUGCCCCCUGCUUCUACUCGUCCUGUACCUUUACCUCCGAGAGACAUCGCACCUCCUCCACCCCCUUUGCCUCAGAUGAGCGCUCCACCACCACCGCCUCUACCUCAAUCAGCGGCUCCUCCUGUACCAUCUUCUGCUGCCCCACCUCCACCUCUGGGGCCACCCCCUUCAUUUGGAGGGCCACCUCCACCUGCCCCACCCCCACCACCUAUGCCAUCGUUUGGCGGGCCUCCUCCACCUCCACCACCGCCAGGAAAUGGGCCGCCAGCUCCUCCUCCACCGCCUCCUCCAAAUCGCGAUUCUGGCUAUGCUUCAAGUGUUCCAGCGCCACCCAAACCUACUGGUGACCGCGCUGACUUGAUGGCAAAUAUUCAAAAAGCUGGUGGUAUCGGAGCUCUCAAAAAAGUUGACCGAUCACAAAUUAGAGACAGAAGUGCAGCUGCGGUCCCGGGAGCAGAUACGGGACCUGCAGGCAGCGGACUUCCUCCAGCUGGUGCAUCUUCUGGAGGCGGAGGGGGGUUGGCAGAUGCAUUGGCAGCUGCUUUAAACAAGAGAAAACAGAAAGUUAGUGCUAGUGAUGACGAAGCGGAAGAUGAUGAUUGGUAG